Messenger RNA from Eutrema salsugineum, 1530 nucleotides. RefSeq lists its product as uncharacterized. The record is from RefSeq and is a predicted model, not a curated record. The transcript has a single exon. Lineage: Eukaryota; Viridiplantae; Streptophyta; Magnoliopsida; Brassicales; Brassicaceae. Bases 137 to 1342 code for a protein of 401 amino acids.
AUAAAAUAUCAAUUUCGAAAAAGGAAUCCAACUUGUGCUCGGAGAUUUCCCUUCUUCCCCAAAUUGAACCCUGAACAUACCUUACCGAUCGAGGAAAACUAAACAAAGGCGAAAACUUUGAUCGCAGGUUCCAAAAAUGGGAGUCAUUGAGAUAUGGGUGGCCGAAUUCGUCCUCCGUCGCCACCAAAAUCCUAGGGUUUACGCUACUAGCCUCUUCUCGGCUCUGAAAUUGGACGACUGUCCAAAGCUCAAGACUAGUGCCGUGGUGCGGGACAUGUCGAAUUCGUUGAUUCGAGGUCAAGUCGACGAGAGAAUGCUGGAUCUUCUCGAGGUUCUCGAGAAGCUGCAGGAGGAUUCGGUAACCAUGGAGUCUCUCAAGUCGGCCUAUUGCUGGACGGCCGUCGAAUGCACGCUUAGAUUCAUGUGGCCAGAGACUGCUUCGGAUGGUUUCUUCGGCGAGGCCCUCGAGAGGAUUUGGGGGAAGCGGAUUGGGAUUUUGAAGGUGAGGGAGAGCGAUCUGGUGACUCCUGAGUUAUUGAAGUGGGAGAGUGAUCUAAAGAUGGCCGUUGAGGAACCUGACAUGUACCAGAAGAUUCGUGAGACUAACAUCAGGUACAAUGCCAUCUCUCAUCUCAAUCAGCUUCUCAAAGAGCAGUGGGCUCUACUUGGUUGUUCCUCUCUUGAGUUAGAAGCUCGAAAAUGGUUUCUUAAGCGCAAGGAUCCAAAUGCUGCCCGGGAAAGAGGUAAGCAUUACGGAUACAGUGGGGAGGAAGUUAAUGACGUUGAAGAUACGGUGAAUGAACAAGAACAAGAACGUGAGCCAAGUCUUGAUACGGUGAAUGAACAAGAACAGGAACAUGAGCCAAGUCUUGAUAAGGCGGACAUAACAGUGGCUCGAGAGCUUAAGGAUUGUUUGUUAGAGAUCAUUCAAGGACUGGUGGAACCUUCCACGAGGCAAGGGCAAGAAAACAACAACGCAACUGGCCUCUCCUCAGUUGAUGUCUCUCCUCAGCCAGAUCGGGCAAACAGGACUGAAACAGGAAGAGGUCGAGCAGAAGAUAGCCAGGGAACAUCAUCGUCAUCAUUGUCUGGGAGAGUUCGGCCUUAUCUACCAACCCCGAAACCUCUGAAUGUAUCAUCGUUGAAGAAAGAUAAACCGGCUAAAACGGGUUUCAAAAGGCCAGUGAGACACUGGACGCCUGAAGAAGUGCAAGCUUUAAGGGAUGGAGUGAAAGAGUAUGGAAAAUCAUGGAAAGAUAUAAAGAAGUCAAACCCUCUUGUAUUCGCUGCUAGAACUGAGGUGAAUUUGAAGGAUAAGUGGAGGAAUUUAAUCGGUCGCUAGUUUGAGUUCUUGGAUUUCUUUUUUGUCUUUUGUCAAAGUAGAACUGAGGUGAUUUUGAAGGAUAAGCAGAAUAUGUUUUGUAAGAGUAGUCGCAGAUGGUCGGAGGGAUGCAAGAGUAGAAAAUCUAAGUCUGAUGUUGUCUCUUGGUUGUAAUAGCAAGUUUACGUAAGAACAGAUGCUUCGUAAUU